Messenger RNA from Naegleria gruberi, 501 nucleotides. RefSeq lists its product as uncharacterized. Bases 1 to 501 code for a protein of 166 amino acids. The transcript is spliced from 2 exons. The record is from RefSeq and is a predicted model, not a curated record. Lineage: Eukaryota; Heterolobosea; Eutetramitea; Acrasida; Naegleriidae.
AUGACAUUGCUGAAUAGACUCAAAGCUCUUCCUAUCAGCAAUACAGGAUCAUCUUCUCAACUCUUAAAAUCCUUCAUUGGUACAAUGAAUAGAAGAAAUUUCUCAACUCAAUCCCUCCUCCGAAAUGAUGUACCAACAGAACAAAACAAACCAAAAACAGCCUUUGAAUCCAAACAAGAUAAACGUAUGAAGGAAUUGGAAGAACGUUUGUUGAAAGGAAAGGCUGGAGUUUUAAUCACCAACAGGAGGGAGAAGGAAAUUGUAGUCUCGGGUGCUAUUCUCACUUUUGCUCUUUUCUUUGUUUCUCUCUUAUUUACUAUUUACAGAGUUUAUGAUACCUAUUUGCAAAAGCAAAUUAGAUUUUUACCAUCUCCGUUCGUAAAACUUGAAGAAAAUCAUAUUGAUUGUGUAGACUUCUUUGGUCAUCACUAUUAUCACAUGCCAAAGGGGAGUCUCACUAUCGAAGAAAUUGAGGAAUUGGAAAAGAAGUCUAUUAGAUAA